Oncorhynchus masou masou (cherry salmon) is the source of this 1805-nucleotide messenger RNA. Its product is annotated as E3 ubiquitin-protein ligase RNF186-like. NCBI's taxonomy places the organism in Eukaryota, Metazoa, Chordata, Actinopteri, Salmoniformes, Salmonidae. The record is from RefSeq and is a predicted model, not a curated record. Bases 378 to 791 code for a protein of 137 amino acids. The transcript is spliced from 3 exons. Gene Ontology annotation, biological process: protein ubiquitination. Gene Ontology annotation, molecular function: ubiquitin protein ligase activity.
CACACUCUUCUCUCUCACACACAAAGUUUUAUCGUAGGAUAGUUGGUCGCUGUGCUGAAAAUCUUCCAGAACCUGUUCCUGACCUACGCUCCUAAGCACAGAUCUAGGAUCAGCUCAUCCUCAUCAAGUCCAAACCAGGACAUUAACAAACCACAAGGGGAACACUGACCUCAGACCAGCGUUUAAACCCCACGUCUUCCUGCCAAGACACUGACACUCCGUCCAGAAUUCCUCUGCGCUCCAGCCGUCCAUCCAUCCAUCCAUCCAUCCUUCCUUCCUUCCAUCCAUCCAUCCAUCCUUCCUUCCUUCCUUCCUUCCUUCCUUCCUUCCUACCAUCCAUCCAUCCAUCCGUCCAUCCACACCCCAGCCAGCCAGCCAUGGGUCUGAUGAGUGAGGACAUGGAGUGCUGUGUCUGCCUCCAGCUCUACUCUCGCAGGGAGAAGAUCCCUCGGAUGCUCCACUGUAAGCACACAUUCUGUGGGUUGUGCUUGCAGGCGAUGUCCAGGCUCCAAAGCGGCCUACUGACAGUCUGCUGCCCCCUGUGCCGUUGGAUCACCUGCACCGAGCCCAGCCUCACCCUGCCGGGGUCGCUGUGGGUUAACACUGAGAUCUGGGACCAGAUACUAGACAGACAACAGGAAGAGAAGGAGGAGGAAGAGGAGGAAGAGUGGAAGGGAGCUCACAGACAGACACAGCCCACUACACAGUACACAUGUUCUCCAUCAAGGCAUUUUGGCCUGAGGCUCAAACUACAGAAUUUCCUGAGGAGGAUGAAGCACAAUGUACUGUAAACCAAGAAGACGAAGAGCAGAGAAAGAAGACUGUAUUUUCCUAUUUCAGAGCAGGAGAUACUCAUUGUGUAAUGAAGCUAAUUCAUAAAACAGGACCAACAGGGGAUGUUCCAUAAUGAAGCAAGAUUGAAUCAAUUAUUCAUAUGCUUUGUGUUUGAUUGACUUUGGGUAUGUGUAAUGUUCUCAGUCAACUUACCUGGUAAAAUAAGGGUUAAAUUAUAGUAUUAAUCAUAAAGGAUGGAUAGGUGGAGGAAAUAAAAAAUAAGAUAAUAAAUGGAUUGAGGAAGAAAGAAAGAAUAAGGAAGUUAUGAAUAGACAGACAGACAGACAGACAGACAGACAGACAGACAGACAGAUAGAUAGGUGAAGGUUAGAGACUGUGUGCUGUACAAUGUGUGCUGUGUACAAUACAAUAUGCUGUGAACAAUGUUUAGAUAGAUAUUUACAUAUUUACAUAUUUAUGCUUAUUUAUUUUCCCUUGUGUACUUUAACCAUUUGUACAUUUUUACAACACUGUACACUGUACACAUAUGUAUAAUAUGACAUUUGUAAUGUCUUUAUUGUUUUGAAACUUUUUAUUGGUUAUUUCACUUUUGUAUAUUAUCUACUUCACUUGCUUUGGCAAUGUUAACACAUGUUUCCCCUGCCAAUAAAGCCCCUUGAAUUGAAUAGAUAGGUAGGUAGGUAGAUAGAUAGAUAGAUAGAUAGAUAGAUGGGUGUAGGUUAGAGACUGUGUGCUGUACAAUGUGUGCUGUGUACAAUACAAUAUGCUGUGAACAAUGUUUAUAAUAGAUGUUUAAUGAUUUGAUAAAAGGUGUAUUACUGCGUGAAGGAAGUGGAGGUUAAGUAUUUAUUAUGACAUCAUUUUAGAACAGCUUCAAUGUUGCAGAUUGUUUCUUUUAUCAAUGUAAUUGUCUGCAUCAUUUCCAGUCCCCCAUCUGUUCUGUUUGAAGAGCAGGUUUUUAAUACUGGAAUUAUAUGUAUUGGUUAAUAAAUACAUCCACUUUAAAAUAA